This is a messenger RNA of Microtus ochrogaster (prairie vole), 3073 nucleotides long. It is a transcript of the gene Hs1bp3, whose product is annotated as HCLS1 binding protein 3. Gene Ontology annotation, molecular function: phosphatidylinositol binding. Lineage: Eukaryota; Metazoa; Chordata; Mammalia; Rodentia; Cricetidae. The record is from RefSeq and is a predicted model, not a curated record.
CCGCCCGCAGCCAACAUGCAGUCCCCGGCGGUGCUUGUCACCUCCAGGCAAGUGCAGAAUGUCCACACAGGCCUUGACUUGACCGUGCCACAGCACCAGGAAGUGCGGGGCAAGAUGAUGUCCGGCCACGUGGAAUACCAGAUCCUAGUGGUGACCCGCUUGGCUGUGUUCAAGUCUGCCAAGCACCGGCCCGAAGAUGUUGUCCAGUUCUUGGUCUCCAAAAAAUACAGCGAGAUCGAGGAGUUUUACCAGAAACUGAGCAAUCAUUACCCGGCAGCCAGCUUGCCCCCGCUGCCUAGGAAGGUCCUGUUUGUCGGAGAGUCUGACAUUCGGGAAAGGAGAGCCAUGUUUGAUGAAAUUCUGCGCUGUGUCUCCAAGGAUGCCCAGUUGGCCGGCAGCCCAGAGCUGCUAGAAUUCCUAGGAACCAGGGCUGCAGGGGCUGCAGGCCAUGCCACUAGAGAUCCCUCUGUCCUAGGUGACACAGCCAGCCAGCCAGGGGACAGCGAUGAGGCUUUUGAUUUCUUUGAGCAGCAGGAUGACGUGCAGCCCCCCACACUGGGCCUGAGCAACAAGGAUGUGGAGAAGUCCUUGGAGGAAGAGGAGGAGGAAGAGGCGCUCGACCCCCUGGGCAUCAUGCGCUCCAAGAAGCCCAAGAAACGCCCAGAAGUGGCCAUAAGGCCCAAACCUUCACCUCGGCUCACCAUCUUUGAUGAGGAGGUGGAUCCAGACACAGGGCUCUUUAGCCCAGGCAAUAAGGCAUCUCCCCAGAGACCUCUGGAGACCACACAGGACUCCCUGAAGCUGUUUGACGACCCUGACCUUGGUGGUGCUGUCUCCCUGGGUGACCCUUUGCUGCUGCCAACUACCAGCGAGAGUGGAGGACCCACAUCCAGGGAUAGCUCCAAGGAGCUGUUCAGAGUUGAAGAGGACCUGGACCAGAUUCUUAACCUAGGAUCUGAACCUAAACCCAAGCCCCAGACUAAGCCCAAGCCUCUAGUCCCAGCAAAGCCAGCACUGCCCAGAAAACCAACAGUGCCCGCCUCUGUGGGCCCAUCAGAAACUGGGCCUGGACCACAGAAGCAGCAACAGAUCCAAGCUAUGGAUGAAAUGGACAUCUUGCAGUAUAUCCAAGACCAUGACACACUUACCCAAACCUCCCCCAGUCUCUUUUGACUUACCCCUUCCAACCUAUACUGUGCCUGCAGCUGCAUACCCUCCCGGGGAAGAGGCUGUAUGUGAAUGUGUGGAUUCUACCUGCAAGGCAAGGACCACCAAUGGAAGUGGAAGCCUGGACCCUUGGUCUCAGUACCACACUGUUCCUUUUCCUCCUGGGCUAUGGGAUGGACAAGGACUCUGCAGAAGAAGAUUGGGGAGCAUCAUAGGAAUCAAACUGCUUCAUCCCAGCCCAGCUGAUUGUAAAGAGGAGAAAUGGUGUGAGCUUGCCUUGCUCAACAAGGGCCUGACCUCUAAGGUGGAAUGAGAUCAAAGGGCAAUGUCCACCAGGGAAGGGACACCUACAUACAUGUAUCUACUAUCUCUGCCAGCUCAGUACAGGAAGGAAGGCUUACUGAACCUAGGUUGGGCUAAAGGGAGUACCUGUGCCAGGCCGCUCUGGACUCUCUACUUGUCUGCUGAGGCCCCAAGGCGUGAUCAGAGCAGUAAGCCCAGUUGUCCAGACUGCCCUGACCCAAGUCCCUUCAGCAUCUCUUUGUUCUUUAAUUCUAAGAGGAAAACCUAGGCCCUGCCUUGCCUCCCUAGGGCAUGGGGGGCUCCAGGACCCCAGGUCUUCCAUUCCAUUUCCCAGGAAGGGCCUGGCUAGCCCAUGGCCCCUUUAAUGCACCUGUUAACCACGUGGGUCAUAGCAUCUCCCAGAGCUUGACCCACGGGGUAUGAGGUGCUGACACUUCUCCCCUAAGGCCUCUCUGCCCUCAGGAUCUGAACGUGUUAGCUUUUCUCCAGUGGAGCCACCAGCUAAGGAGAAGGAGCUGUGCACCAGGCAACCCUGUGCCUGCCAGGAAAUGGUGUCUCCUGGAGCAAAUAAUGUUGAAAUAUAUUGUUUGCAUUAGGAACUAGGUUCUUUUCUGGUUUUGUUUUUUUUUUUUUAUGAAACACAUUUUUUUUUUUUAAACAAAAUGCAGCCUUUUUGUUCCUUGGCUCAGUUGAGCUUCACAGAGGCAUUAGAAGGGCCAGGUUGGGUCCAAGAGUCACUGUCAGGAGCCCCCAACUGGCACCGUCCAAUUGUCUGCUGCUGUCGGUGUUCGGGGUCCCCAGCUCCCUUACCUUGUAGUAAGACCUACAGGAGCAGGCUAGGAGUACCAGGUCUGACCUGUCUUGCGUCUUACCAUGUCCCUUGUCAGCUGCCUCAUUCUGAGCAGGGCCAUCUGCCCAGGCUGAGUGGGAGGGCAUAGAUGAUUCUAGGCUGAGGACCAGAGUAUCCUCUGCCUUGCCAGACUGAGGGUCUCCCCAGAGCCUAGAAUUGAUCUAGAUAGCCCCCACCCCACCUCUACUUCCCUUUCACCAGGAGGCCUUCACCCCUCUCAUCACUUCAUGCCCAGAACCCUGCCCAGUGCCCAAAAAUCCCCUCAAGCCCUCCUCACUGACAGCAAAGGAAGCUUCAGGAGGUGGGAAGAGGCCACGUGACCCAGUCCUCUGCAGAGCCAGUCAACCAUAUCCUUAGACUCUUCUCCCUCUACAUCAUUCCUCUGUGCCUUGGCUACGAGCUGUCUACCUCUCUUUCACACACACACACACACACACACACACACACACACACACACACGUGCGCUCCUUGCACCCACUCUGGGGGAUAGACGAAAUAGGAGAAGUGGGUGUGUAGGGAUUUGGAUGACCAUGGGCCAACUCCCAGCUGGCGUCCCUAACAGGACCUGACCUACCAUUCUCCAGUGUGGUUUUGCCCACCAGGGAGGGAUUUGUCUCCGUGGAGCUCUUGGGACACCCUGGCACGGGUGUUCUGCUCUACAGAUAAGUUUCCCGUCAUGACUUGUUUUGAUCGCAGGUCUGUGACCUGAAUAGCUAGUCUACAUCUCCCAGUUACCCAGUAAAGUCUGUAUGU